UUCUGCAAUUUCCAUCCUUGUAAUUCCCUUAUAUUUCGUUUCUUUGAUUUCUCUUUUACUUUUUCAAAUUCAGAAGAAAAGGAACAAAAAUAAAAGUCUUUUUAAGUUGAAGUUUAUGAAAACGUAAAAACAUUUUAAAGAUUAAAAAAAAUGGACGAAGGGAAUCAGAAAGUGGCAAUCUAUAAGCUGUUUGCAUUUGCAGACAAGCUCGAUAAGAUUCUGAUGAUCGUCGGAAGCGUCGCGGCGUUGGCUAAUGGCCUUGCUCAGCCUCUUAUGACUCUAAUUUUUGGUCAGCUUAUUAAUUCAUUUGGGACUUCUGAUCCUUCAGGUGUUGUUCAUCAAGUGUCUCAGCUAUCUCUAAAGUUGGUGUACUUGGCCAUUGGUUCAGGCAUUGCUGCCCUAUUAGAGGUGGCAUGCUGGAUGGUGACCGGAGAAAGACAAUCAGCUCGUAUCAGAAGUUUAUAUUUAAAAACAAUAUUAAGACAAGAAAUCGGCUUCUUUGACACCGAAACGACAACCGGAGAGGUCAUCGGAAGAAUGUCAGGUGACACAUUUCUCAUUCAAGAUGCCAUGGGUGAGAAGGCAGGAAAGUUCAUACAAUUAGUAUCAACAUUUUUGGGUGGAUUUGCAAUUGCUUUUAUAAGAGGACCUUUACUUGCAGCAGUCCUACUAAGUUGUCUUCCUCCUCUAGCAAUCGUUGGUGGUUUCAUGGCUCUGGUCAUGUCUAAACUGUCGAGCCGUGGUCAAGUUGCUUAUUCAAAAGCAGGCAUUGUAGUAGAACAAACCAUUGGAGCCAUCAGAACAGUUGCGUCGUUCACGGGCGAGAAGCACGCAAUUCUGAAGUAUGAUGACAAGUUAAAGAUAGCAUACCAAUCUACAGUGCAGCAAGGAUUGGCGUCGGGUUUAGGAAUGGGAUUGAUGUUGCUUAUCAUUUUCUCCACUUACGGACUUGCCAUAUGGUUCGGAUCUAAAUUGAUUAUAAACAAAGGUUAUAACGGUGGGCAGGUUAUCACCGUUAUAAUGUCUAUUAUGACUGGCGGACUUUCGUUAGGUCAGACAUCUCCAUCGCUUAAUGCAUUUGCAGCCGCACAAGCUGCAGCGUAUAAGAUGUUUGAGACGAUCAAUCGAGUACCAAAAAUUGAUGCAUACGACAUGAGCGGGGUUGAAUUGGAAAAUAUAACUGGUGAAAUUGAACUCAAAGAUGUGCACUUCAGAUACCCUGCCAGGCCUGAUGUACAGAUCUUUUCAGGAUUUUCUCUGCGGAUUCCGAGCGGAAAAACUGCUGCUUUAGUCGGGCAGAGCGGGAGCGGAAAAUCGACAAUCGUCAGCCUUAUUGAAAGAUUUUACGAUCCUGACUCAGGUGAGGUGCUUAUAAAUGGUGUUAAUUUGAAGAAGAUAAAGCUGAGUUGGAUAAGACAGCAAAUCGGACUGGUUAGUCAAGAACCUGUAUUAUUUGCUACAAGCAUAAAGCAGAACAUUGCAUAUGGAAAACAUAAUCCAACUGAUCAGGAAAUCAGAACAGCAAUUGAACUCGCUAACGCUGCGAAAUUCAUUGACAAAAUGCCCGAGGGGCUCGACACAAUGGUAGGCGAGCAUGGUACGCAGUUAUCAGGCGGACAAAAGCAAAGAAUUGCCAUUGCAAGGGCUAUAUUAAAGAACCCGAAAAUUCUUCUCCUUGAUGAAGCAACAAGUGCACUGGAUGCUGAGUCUGAACGAAUCGUUCAAAAUGCAUUAGAUAAUGUUAUGAGCAACAGGACAACUGUUAUUGUUGCACACCGUUUAACUACUAUCAGGAAUGCAGACAUUAUCGCCGUAUUGCAAUCAGGCAAAAUUUUGGAGGAAGGAACUCAUGAGGAACUGAUACAAAAUCCAGAAGGAGGAUACUCCCAGUUAAUUCGCCUCCAACAAGGAAAUAAUAAACCCGAGCAUUCUCAUCACAUCGGUGACAAUGGUCAUUCAGAAGUUGAUAGGCAUUUUUCCAAGUCAGGAAGCAAACAUUCCGUGGAAAACACAUCCUCCAUGGAACGAGCACCGUCACAGCACCGCCAGUCUUUCACAGUUCAUGACAUGGGCUUAGGAAUGCCUGUCGGUAUCAAUAUUAUCGAGACGGAAGAAGAUGAUCGUAGCAGUAGAGGAAAGGAGAAGCAUAAAGAUGUUCCAAUGAGAAGACUUGCAUAUAUGAACAAGCCUGAAUUGCCAAUUCUGUUACUUGGAACUAUUGCUGCAGCUAUACAUGGAGCUGUUUUCCCAAUAUUUGGCCUCCUAUUAUCAACAGCCAUCAAAAUAUUCUACGAGCCGCCAGCUAAGCUGAAAAAAGAUUCCGAGUUCUGGGCACUGAUAUAUGUAGUCAUCGGUUUGGUUAAUUUCCUAGUUCUUCCACUUCAGAACUACUUAUUUGGAAUUGCAGGAGGUAGACUGAUCGAAAGAAUCCGUUCUAUGACAUUUGCAAAGGUUGUACACCAAGAUAUCAGCUGGUUUGAUGAUCCUGCUAAUUCGAGUGGUGCAGUCGGAGCAAGAUUGUCUACGGAUGCUUCAACUGUCAGGAGUAUCGUUGGUGAUUCUUUGGCCUUAGUUGUCCAAAAUGCAGCAACGAUCAUAGCAGCGCUAAUUAUAGCAUUCACAGCCAACUGGAUUCUAGCACUUAUAAUUGUCGCAAUAUCGCCAUUACUUCUGUUCCAAGGUUUUUUUCAGGCAAAGUUUUCAAAAGGGUUCAGUGCAGAUUCAAAGGUAAUGUAUGAAGAAGCGAGUCAGGUGGCGAAUGAUGCAGUCGGAAGCAUCAGAACUGUUGCAUCAUUUUGUGCAGAGAAGAAAGUGAUGGAUUUGUAUCAACAGAAAUGUGACGGUCCUGUUAAACAAGGUGUUCGGCUUGGACUUGUUAGCGGUGGUGGUUUUGGCUUCUCAUUCUUAAUUCUCUACUGCACAAAUGCAUUCUGUUUUUACAUUGGAUCAAUUCUGGUGAGACAUGGGAAAGCAACAUUUCCAGAAGUUUUCAAAGUCUUCUUUGCAUUAACAAUUGCAGCAAUUGGGGUUUCACAGUCCAGUGGCCUGGCUCCAGACAAGAGCAAAGCCAAGGAUUCAGCAGCUUCAAUAUUUUCCAUUCUUGACAGAAAACCCCAAAUUGACUCAAGCAGUGAUCAAGGCACUACACUGGCAGAUGUAAAGGGUGACAUUGAGCUAAAACAUGUCAGUUUCAAAUACCCAAUGAGACCAAAUGUCCAAAUUUUCCGAGACUUAACCAUUACUAUUCCCUCCGGAAAGACAGCAGCUUUGGUCGGGGAGAGCGGAAGCGGGAAAUCAACAGUUAUUAGUCUGAUAGAAAGAUUUUAUGAUCCUGAUUCUGGCCAUGUAUAUUUAGACAGCGUAGAUGUCAAGAGUUUUAGACUAAGCUGGUUGAGACAACAAAUGGGAUUAGUAGGCCAAGAACCAAUCCUCUUCAAUGAAACGAUACGUGACAAUAUCGCUUACGGAAAGCAGGGGACAGUUACAGAGGAAGAGAUAAUUGCAGCGACAAAAGCAGCAAAUGCGCAUAACUUCAUUAGUUCAUUACCACAGGGCUACGAAACCUCCGUGGGUGAACGAGGAGUGCAACUAUCUGGUGGGCAAAAGCAGCGAAUAGCCAUCGCUAGAGCGAUAUUAAAGAAUCCGAAAAUUCUCUUGCUCGAUGAGGCAACAAGCGCAUUGGAUGCAGAGUCGGAGCGUGUAGUACAGGAAGCAUUAGAUAAAGUUAUGGUGAACAGAACAACUAUAAUUGUUGCUCAUCGCCUCACUACCAUUAAGGACGCUGACAUCAUUGCGGUAGUGAAGAACGGUGUUAUUGCUGAGGAAGGAACACACGAGACACUGAUAAGGAUUAAAAGUGGAGCUUAUGCUUCCUUAGUUGCACUUCAUAAAAGUGCAACCUAAGGAGAAGCAAAUAGUUUCUGAAUUCUUAAGUUGAACUGGGAGAAGAGUUUUGAAUUAAGAGCAGUACUGUAUGAACACCUAACGUGUUGCAGAGAUUUUUGCAGACAUAGAAAUUGUUGUUUCAGAAAUCUUAACAUGAACUAAUAGAAUAAGUUAAUAAUUCACUCAGAGACA
Molecule: messenger RNA, 4077 nt
Organism: Mercurialis annua (annual mercury)
Lineage: Eukaryota; Viridiplantae; Streptophyta; Magnoliopsida; Malpighiales; Euphorbiaceae
Product: ABC transporter B family member 9
Exons: 12
Coding region: 151-3903 (1250 amino acids)
Biological process (GO): transmembrane transport
Cellular component (GO): membrane
Molecular function (GO): ABC-type transporter activity; ATP hydrolysis activity; ATP binding
Source: RefSeq, a predicted model, not a curated record